AUGUUCUACCCACCCGACCUCGCGCGUGUCAACAUAGAACGAUCUCUUCUCGAUCGCAAUCGUGAUCGUCCCCUUCCCUGGGGCGGCGUUGCCGUCUCCGUUGCUGCCCGUCUCGCUGCCCGCGGAGACAGUGGACGCGUGGUACCGCGGCGCGCCACACCUCUGGAUUGCAUCCUUCAAGAGGAAGACAUCGACGGCUAUAGCUUCGACCACGAGGACGAUCUGGAGUCUACGCUCGUUCGAGAGAGUUACAAACACGGCGUCUUGGUGAACAGCACGAAGUUUUUCUCGUACGCGUCCAAGGAGGCGCGCGCACGCGCGCGCCGACUUCGCCCGAGAUGGCGCUCGUUGUUCGAUCCGAGCUCACGGUUUCAACUCUCCUGGAACAUCCUCAUCGUGAUCGUGACGAGUGUGAUGUGCAUAGCGGAGCCUCUCGCUAUCGGCUUCGACGUUCCGAUGCGCGUGGGCGCCGGGAUGAAUCCGUAUGCGGUGCUCGAUUUCAUCGCCGGUCUCGUGUAUGCCCUGGACACGUUCUGCGUCAAUUUUUUGGAGGCGAAGAUAAUCACCUGUCGGAGCACGGGAAGACGGAAGCUUAUCACAACGCCAGCACUGAUACAUGUCAUAUACGUCGUCGACGGUACCUUCGCUCAAGACGUCAUCGUGUGCGUCCCGUUCGUGGUGCAGUUAAUAGCGAGCGUGCGACGAGCAUCAACAACAUCGGAGCGCUUCACGAGGAUCUUACGCCUCUUGCGCGUCGGAAAGUUCAUCGGUGCAUCGCUGACGAUGCCCGAGAUUCUGUUCAUGAAAGUUUUUCGCGCGACGCCCUUGGUUGUGUUUAUGAGUCAGACGAUCCUUGCGUUUUUACUCCUGGUCCAUUGUGUAGCCUGCGUAUACAUCCUUGUCGCGAUAAAAGAGGGACUCGAGAAUAGCUGGGUCGCACAGAUCGACUUAGAGGUCGCUUCCGAUACAAAACUCUACAUUGGUGCGCUAUAUUUCGCAACGGCCACGAUCACAACCGUGGGCUUUGGAGACGUGAGCGCCGGAGCGACCGCUGUUGAAAGAAUCACGGUAUCAAUCGGUAUGGUGAUGGGAGCCUGCUUUUACGCGUAUCUGGUCGGCUCAAUGGCAUCCAGCAUCGAAAAUCUAUCUUUAAAGAUUUCGAGACAAAGGAAGAGUCGUGUGCGUCUGACUCGCGUCCACGCAUUUCUCGAUCGCCUACACGCGCCUCGAAUCACCCGAGCGCACGUCAUGUCUUAUGUCUCAGAGGUCGAGGUCCGAAAGACCUGCUUGCGCGAGAACGAAGAAAUAAUGAUAUCGCUACCGACAGACCUAAGAGAAGCUAUGACUUUGCACAUGCUUAGUCCGUCCGUUCGAAAGAUUUUCGGACCCAUGUCGAACGGGACGUGCGCUCGGAUCGCUAGCGUGUUCGACAUCGUCGUCGUCGACCCGGGCGAAGAAAUUGAGGCUGGAUUUUUCUACAUCGUGACCGAAGGCGUCAUCGCGGUCUCGCAUCUCGACGGGCACAGGUUGAGCGCCGUUCUCACGGGCGCUUCCACCGACGCCUCGGCCGCUUACCUAUCCUACUUUGGAUUGGACGUGCUCAUAUCGGCGGAGAGGAGAGCCGAUAUUCGUGCUUCAUCGCUCACCGUAUGUGAGCUCUGGCGUGCGUCCGAGAAUAGCGUUCGAACGCUAUUGACGAAUCACCCAAGUGUGCCUCAAUUCAUGCUCGAAAACUUGCGAGCGGUGCAAGAAGACGACUUCGCCGAUUUGCUACAACGUCGCGUCGAGACGUUGGAGACGUUCGUUACUUCACUCAGACGACGACCGUGA
Molecule: messenger RNA, 1830 nt
Organism: Ostreococcus tauri
Lineage: Eukaryota; Viridiplantae; Chlorophyta; Mamiellophyceae; Mamiellales; Bathycoccaceae
Product: RmlC-like jelly roll fold
Exons: 1
Coding region: 1-1830 (609 amino acids)
Biological process (GO): potassium ion transmembrane transport; regulation of membrane potential
Cellular component (GO): membrane
Molecular function (GO): voltage-gated potassium channel activity
Source: RefSeq, a predicted model, not a curated record